Messenger RNA from Anopheles coustani, 1943 nucleotides. Its product is annotated as dnaJ homolog subfamily A member 1-like. Gene Ontology annotation, biological process: response to heat; protein refolding. Lineage: Eukaryota; Metazoa; Arthropoda; Insecta; Diptera; Culicidae. Gene Ontology annotation, cellular component: cytoplasm; cytosol. The transcript has 4 exons. The record is from RefSeq and is a predicted model, not a curated record. Bases 186 to 1376 code for a protein of 396 amino acids. Gene Ontology annotation, molecular function: Hsp70 protein binding; ATP binding.
UCGAGUGACCGUGCUGAAUCAGUUGCGAUCGGAACAUACAUACGGAACGCACGUAAGGACGAUUCCGGUAAGAGAAGAGAACAUUCAAGCAAUUGUGCUCGAGUGAUUAGUUUCCUGAAACGCACGAACUUGUAAAAUAACAUUGCUCGGUUUUCAACAAAAUUAAAGCAAGCGUUUGAAUAAAUAUGGUAUACGAGACGACGUUUUACGACAUCCUCGGCGUGCAGCCCGGCUGCUCGUCGGAGGAGCUGAAGAAGGCGUACCGCAAGCUGGCCCUCAAGUACCAUCCGGACAAGAACCCGAAUGAGGGCGAGAAAUUCAAGCAGAUCUCGAUGGCGUACGAGGUGUUGUCCGAUCCGGAGAAGAAAGCCAUCUACGACGAGGGCGGCGAGGCGGCUAUCAAAAAGGGUGGUGCCGGCGGUGGAGGUAACUUCCACAGUCCGAUGGAUCUUUUCCACAUGUUCUUCAACGGCGGGUUCGGUGGCGAACGAAAGCGUGAGCGUCAAGCGAAAAAUUUGAUCCACCCAAUGACGGUGACUCUCGAGGACCUGUACAACGGCACGACGCGCAAGCUGGCCCUGCAAAAGAAUGUCAUCUGUGAUAUGUGCGACGGUAUUGGCGGUAAGAAGGGUGCGGUACACAAAUGCACGCCCUGCCGCGGCACGGGUGUGAUUACGAAGGUCCAGAAGAUUGCGCCGGGUCUGGUGCAGCAGUACGAGGAGCGUUGCCGCAACUGCCGUGGCAUGGGGGAGACGAUGGACGAGAAGGACCGCUGUCGUGAGUGCAACGGACACAAGACAGUGCGUGUACGCAAAAUGCUUAUGAUCGAGGUGCAGCGUGGCAUGCGGGAUGAGCAGAAGAUAGUACUGCAGGGCGAGGGUGACCAGGAGCCGGACAUGAAGCCGGGUGAUAUUGUAAUCGUGCUCGAAGAGAAACCCCAUCCAGUGUUCAAGCGUCUUGGCAAUGACCUGAUCAUUAACAUGGAACUUACGCUAACGGAAGCACUCUGCGGAUUCCAGAAGGUGGUUAAGACGCUCGACGGGCGCGACUUGCUGAUUCAAUCGAAUCCGGGUGAGGUGAUCAAACACAAUGGAUACAAAUGCGUGUACGGGGAAGGUAUGCCAUACGUUAAAACCCCCAGUGAUAAGGGGCGGCUGUUAAUCCAGUUCCUCGUCACCUUCCCCGAAUCGCUGCCCGUCGAAACGGCAACGGAAAUCAGGAAACUGCUGCCUCCGCCACCGCCAGUCGAAUUACCGGAGGAUCCGGAGUACGUGGAAAUGGUUGCGGUACGACGAGAGGAGCAGCGUCGUUACGAUGACGACGAUGAUGGGCAUUCAGGACCGCAGGUGCGCAUGCAUCAGUGUAAUUCGAGCUAAAUUGAUUCGGCGGCUCCAAUGGAAAGUAACAUAGGUAUAGUGAGGAAAGCGGAGCGAGGGUGAAAGGUGUAAUUAAAUUUGCAGCUCGUGGAAAUAGAUAGUUAUGGCUUUUGUCUUGUUUAAUCAUAUAACACAAAGAGGAGAGCUUAGGUGUUCCAACUACUUCAUGCGGAGGCAAUUGAAACGAGGAGGAAACACGUACAUUACAAGCCAAGGACAGUACACGCCGUGAAAAUGGCUACGAUUUGCAUAUAAACAUUCAUCACCUCACCACCAGACACGCACCACCGCCUCACGGCUUUAAGUGUCACGCCGUAGGUGUAAGGGUAAUUUCUUUCCGUUUCCAUGAGAAAACCAGAUGAUAAGUGCUAGGUAUAAUGCGACGAAGGGACACAUUUUUUCAAGUUUAUUUUCUACAUUCUUAAACACGAUAACGACACAAGAUCCUGUGUCUAGACGCACUGUAUCCCAUCAAUUUCCAUCUCUAGGAAGGCGAUCUACUGUACUGCUUUACAAAUAUUAUUAUGAAAAAGGUGUUCACAAUAAAUGUCCAAACGUAGGAAUGUA